Lathyrus oleraceus (garden pea) is the source of this 489-nucleotide messenger RNA. RefSeq lists its product as uncharacterized. The transcript has a single exon. Bases 1 to 489 code for a protein of 162 amino acids. Lineage: Eukaryota; Viridiplantae; Streptophyta; Magnoliopsida; Fabales; Fabaceae. The record is from RefSeq and is a predicted model, not a curated record.
AUGGUGGUACCUCCUGGUACUAAAAUACCACCGUUAGAACAGAGACAGAAAAGAUGGUUUUGUAAGUAUCAUAACUAUUUGGGUCAUAAUACCUCUAAUUGUUACCUUUUUAGGGAUUCGGUUCAGAAAGCGAUUCAAGAAGGCAGGCUAAAAUUUGCUGGCCGCAGAAUGAAGAUCGACGCUAAUCCUCUUCACCAGGAGGAAGCCCUAUUCGCGGAGCCAGUCGAGAUCAACAUGGUCGAGAUCACCGAAUACGAUGAGGCCAACAUGUUGGAGCAAACUGGUGAAAGCCCAGAUGUCGAUAAAGCUGAAGUUUACCUAAGGACUGAUGAAGACUUGGUAGAUUUUCUAUAUCGCUGCAAGAACAAGGGUUCACAAGUGUGCCUGUGCGCUAGGUGUGGUGCUGUCACCGACAAAAUAGCGGCAGAAAAUUUCCAAAAACUGCAGUUGGGUAAAAGCAAAAGAAAUGGGCAGACCAGGGGUUACUAG